AUGGGCAAACGCGUCGUCUUCACAGGAGGCUCGGGCGUCGCCGGACGCUGGGUGAUCCAGGAGUUGCUGCGCUAUGGGCAUGAAGUCAUCAAUCUCGACAUCGUGCCCCUCGACAACCCCGCCGUCCACACGAUGAAGUGCGACGUGAGCGACGCCGGUCAGGUCUACAGCGCUCUUCACACUCAGUUCCGUCUCAGCGAGCCGCUUGAGAAAUCUUCGAUCCCGGACGCGGUGAUCCACUUUGCCGGUUAUGCCCGGCCGCUGCUCGCCCCCGACAGCGAGGUCUUCAAGACCAACGUCAACAGCAUCCACAACGUCGUCGAGGCGGCGUGCAAGCUGGGAGUGAAGAAGAUCAUCCUGGCGAGCAGCGUCUGCGUCUACGGCGUCACUUUUGCAGAAGGGCGUCGGUCCUUCACGUCGUUCCCCGUUGACGAGACCGUCGACUGCAACCCGACGGACCCGUACGCACUGUCGAAGCUCGUCGGAGAGACGGUGGCCAGGAGCUUUGCGAGCCGCUUCGGUGUCGACAUCUACUGCCUCCGCAUCGGCGCAGUCAUCGAGCCCGAGAAGUACGCCGAGUGCUUCUCCGGCUACCUCAACCAACCGGAGUCCUGGGACGUCCACGGAUGGUCUUACACGGACGCCAGAGACCUCGGUCAGAUGUGUCAUCUGGGUCUCAAGAGAGAUGGGCUGGGCUGGCAGGUCUUCAAUGCCACCAACGAUGAGAUGACGAACACCGAGACAACAGAGGAGUUCCUGAGCCGAGUGAGCCCAACAACCCCAUUCACCCGGGCUAUGGGAGAGCAUGAGGCUCCCAUGUCGAACAGGAAGAUCAAGUUGAUGCUCGGAUUCAAAGAAGAACACCCAUGGCAGAGAUACAUCCCGAUCACCAAGAAGACGGUCUAA
Molecule: messenger RNA, 906 nt
Organism: Colletotrichum karsti
Lineage: Eukaryota; Fungi; Ascomycota; Sordariomycetes; Glomerellales; Glomerellaceae
Product: NAD dependent epimerase/dehydratase
Exons: 1
Coding region: 1-906 (301 amino acids)
Source: RefSeq, a predicted model, not a curated record